AUGGCUACCACAUCCAUGGAUUACGAGGCCGCCAAUGGCGACCGCUACGAUGACGAGGCUCCUCGUUACGAGCGCGACAACCGCAGCGCUUCCCCUCGUCCCAUCCGCGAUGAUGGCGACUCUGGACGCCGUCGCUCUGCUUCGCCCGCUGGUAACGGCGACCGUGGCAACAAGGACGAGACUGGCUCCAAGGGUGGCGAUGAUGACGGCGCUAUCAACCCUGGCUCCAACCUCUUCGUCACCGGCAUCCACCCUCGUCUGACCGAGUCUGAGGUCACUCGUUUGUUCGAGAAGUACGGUGAGGUUGAGAAAUGCCAGAUCAUGCGCGACCCUCACACCAAGGAGUCCCGUGGUUUCGGCUUCGUCAAGAUGGUCACCUCGGACCAGGCCGAUGCUGCCAAGGAGGGUCUGCAGGGAGAGCAGAUCGAAGGUCGUACUCUCAGCAUCGAGAAGGCCCGACGUGCUCGUCCUCGCACUCCCACCCCGGGCAAGUACUUUGGUCCUCCCAAACGUGAGGGCGGCGGCGGCGGCCGCGGCGGCGGUCGAUUUGGCGACCGCUAUGAUGACAGACGUCGUGGUGGUUACGGAGGCGGCUACGGAGGUGGUGGCGGUGGCGGCGGCUACGGCCGCGAUGACCCCUACCGUUACCGUGGCUACGACAGACGCGGCUACGACGACCGCAGCGGUGGCUACGAGCGCGGCUAUCGUGAGGACCGAGGCUACGACCGCAGCUAUCGCGAAGACCGUGGUGGCUACGAGAGACGCGACCGCGGCAGCGGCGGUGGCGAUGACAGCUACAGCGGCGGCGGCGGCCGAGUGGACCGCUACGGUGGUGGCGGUAGCCGCGAGGACCGCGGUGAUCGCUACGCCCGUGGUGGCCCUGAUGAACGUCGCGGCGGCGCUGGCUACGAGCGUGAGCGCGGCUACGACAGGCCCGCUGAUCGCGACGGUGCUCGUUCUCGCGAUGCCCCUGCUGCCGGUGCAGGUUACAGCGAUGCGCCUGCCCGCUCUGAGGCCCGUGAGCCCUACGGAGGUUGGAUUAUUUGA
Colletotrichum chrysophilum is the source of this 1047-nucleotide messenger RNA. RefSeq lists its product as uncharacterized. NCBI's taxonomy places the organism in Eukaryota, Fungi, Ascomycota, Sordariomycetes, Glomerellales, Glomerellaceae. Bases 1 to 1047 code for a protein of 348 amino acids. The record is from RefSeq and is a predicted model, not a curated record. The transcript is spliced from 4 exons. Gene Ontology annotation, molecular function: RNA binding.